AUGCCUAUUCGAAAAGAGGUGUUUUGGAUUGGUAUAAUAUGUAUAAUAAGUCAUUGUUAUGGAGAACACUCGAAGAUAUCGAUAUCAAGUGAACAGAGGAGUUUAAAAUCACUAUACGCUGAAACGAACUUGCAAAGAAAUUUAAAUCCCAAAUUAAACAGCGAUGCAGAAUAUAUUCUAUCAAGGUCAAAACGAGCUAGUAUACAAAAUGAGAGUGUUUCGAGCGCAAGCGAAUCAACCUUGAAUAGUUCACUUACAAAUUCUACACCAAGUUCCUCAACUGAAAGUGCAAAUACUGUUACAGAAAAGAAUGAUUCUAUCCUAUCAGUUGUUUUAGUAAAUAUAUCUUCUUCGUCAAGUCCGAAUGCUUCAGUUGUUAGCCCAUCUGAUGCAGCACCCUUACCUGAAAAAAGUUCUGCUGAAGAUGAACACAAUAGUUCCAUGGCAAUCUUCUUUGUGUUAUGUGUUUUAGCACUUGGUAUUCUGUUGAUUCAUCUCAUGCUCCAAACUGGAUUUUCAUAUCUUCCAGAGAGUGUAGUAAUAGUGUUUCUCGGUGCUUUAAUUGGAAUGAUUAUCAACUUGAUGUCUAUAAAAAAUAUUGCAAAUUGGAGAAAGGAAGAAGCAUUUUCACCUACAGCCUUCUUUUUAGUUCUUUUACCUCCUAUUAUUUUUGAAUCGGGUUAUAAUUUACACAAGGGUAACUUUUUUCAAAAUAUUGGCUCAAUUUUAUUGUUUGCUAUAGUUGGAACUGCAAUAUCAGCCUUUGUGAUUGGUGCAGGAAUAUAUCUUUUGGGAUUAGCUCAAGUUGUGUAUAAAUUAAGUUUUGUGGAAUCAUUUGCUUUUGGUUCCCUGAUAUCAGCUGUGGACCCAGUUGCAACGGUGGCAAUAUUCCACGCUCUUGAUGUUGAUCCAGUGCUCAACAUGUUGGUGUUUGGAGAAAGCAUACUAAAUGAUGCAAUUGCUAUUGUUUUGACCACUGCGGUUUUGGAUUCUAAUGAUCCUCUUAUGUCCACUGGGGAAGCAAUUCUUUCAGCUAUAAAUAGAUUCUGGUUAAUGUUUUUUGCAUCAGCUGGCAUAGGAGUCUUAUUUGCACUAGUGAGUGCACUUCUAUUGAAACAUGUUGAUCUUAGGAAAAAUCCAUCUCUUGAAUUUGGCAUGAUGUUAGUGUUUACUUAUGCACCUUAUGUGUUGGCAGAAGGAAUUCAUUUAUCAGGAAUUAUGGCAAUAUUAUUUUGUGGAGUAGUAAUGUCUCACUACACACAUUUCAACCUGUCAACAGUGACACAGGUUACUAUGCAGCAGACUAUGAGAACAUUGGCUUUCAUUGCUGAGACCUGUGUCUUUGCUUAUUUAGGAUUAGCCAUAUUCAGCUUUCGUCAUCGUGUGGAGCCAGCCUUAGUAGUAUGGAGUAUAGUUAUGUGUCUAGUAGGUAGAGCUGCUAAUAUCUUCCCACUCGCUUUACUCUGCAAUAAAUUCCGUGAACACAAGAUAACUAAGAAAAUGAUGUUUAUCAUGUGGUUUAGUGGUUUGAGAGGAGCAAUCUCAUAUGCUUUGUCACUUCACUUGGGUUUCUCUGAUGAAACUCGACAUGUGAUUAUCACUACUACCCUUAUAAUCGUCUUAUUCACGACUUUAUUCUUUGGUGGAUCUACAAUGCCUUUAUUAAAGUUUUUGCGCGCGAACAAGAAAGCGAAGCGCUCGAGAUCGCAACGUAAGCAGAAGGAAGUGAGCUUGUCUAAAACAAAAGAGUGGGGUCAAACCAUAGAUUCCGAACAUUUGUCUGAGAUUACUGAAGAAGAACUAGAGGUAAACUAUUCUCAUACAACGCGAUUGAGAGGAUUUGUGAGGCUAGAUAUGAAGUAUUUGACGCCUUUCUUCACAAGGAGGUUCACGCACCAGGAAUUAAAAGAUUGUAAAAGCCAAAUGACAGAUCUAACAAACCAGUGGUAUCAAGCUAUUAAAAUAUCAAAUGAUCGAGAAACAGAUGAAGAGGAGAGUUUGCAUCAGAGUUCACAUACCAAUUCACGCACCAGUCUGCAACGUGGAGUGUAG
This is a messenger RNA of Spodoptera littoralis (African cotton leafworm), 2052 nucleotides long. Lineage: Eukaryota; Metazoa; Arthropoda; Insecta; Lepidoptera; Noctuidae. The record is from the annotation of a GenBank genome assembly.